GGAAGUUUCCGUAUGUUGAUGGAGGGUCGUACGAAUGUAGUUGAAGAGCUAAUCAAUGCCACGUGUGUCUGUUUUCUUCUAACAUAUUUCAGUGUUUUGUUUUUAUUUCUUUUAGCUAGACAAGACGACACCGACGGCAGAUAGUAAACACAUUGCUGUUGACAGGUUCCUGCAAGCUAGUAAAAGAGACGGAGUUUUUCCUGCUGUUUUCCUGUCAGCCCGCCAACUAAAACUUAAGAAGAUAUUUGGGAUUUAAAAUGGGGGAAUCAGAAGAUGAAGAUGUUAAAUCUGUAUGGACCAACUCAAACCUAUUGAAGCUUCUUACUUCCCUGGACGAAACAAUCCCAGAGAAGUUAGACACGACCAAUUAUCUGAACGGGAUGAAAUCUGUAGACUGGAAUAAAGUGGCUUUCCACCCCUUUUCUCCAGAGGAAUGCAGGCAAAAGUGGACAAACAUAAUGCAUAAGAUGCGCAAGUUGCGGAGUCUACCAGACCUGAUAGCUGAAGCAAAAAACGUCAUUUCAGAUCCUCUUCACUACAGAACUAUCCAUCCUGAGGUUCCAAAAAGACCGCUGGGACCCAGAAAUUUCUAUUUUAAGGAACACCAUCAGAAAUUUAAGGAGAAGCAUCCAAACAUGAAGUCUCAAAAGAUUUUUAAGUUAUUAUACAAUAAGUUUGAUAAGCUCCCACAGGAAAAGAAGGCUGUGUAUGAGAAGAAGCACACUGGUGAAGUUUUAGAGUAUCAGAAAAAGAUGCAAAAAUUUAGGAAACAAAACAAGAURCGUGGUCAUGCAGUGAAACUGGCCGCUCCAUAUAAGAGAUAUGAAAAGGAGCUUCAAGAUAUGCCCGUCAAGCCCCCUCACAACAGUUACUCUGUAUUCUGCAUGGAAUACUGCAAAGCUGCUAAGGGGAAAUCAAAAGUUGAUGCACUGGAYUUGUCCCGUGGCUGGAAAAACUUGAGUGUAACAGAAAAGGCCACAUAUAAGAAGCGCUGGAUGGAGCUUCAGAGGCAGUAUGCCUUGGACUUACGUACAUAUCUAGAUGGCUUCAGUGAAGAAGAGCAAAGUCGGCUCAUCAAAGAGAGAGGCAUCAGGAUGCCAAAGGUUUCAAAACCAACAGCUAAAAUGAGAGAACCUCGUGAACCCAAGAUGCCAUCUCAAGUUCCAUACUCACAGUUUUUGGGGGAACAGUUAAAACUUUUAGACAAAACCCCAAGUUUAAGAGAGUGUCACAUGGAGACCCAGGAACGUUGGAAAGAUGUUCCAAUAAAGGAAAAGGAGAAUUACAAAAACAAAGUACAUGAAGCAACAAAGAGAUAUGCCGCAGAGCUGCAAAAGUGGUUCAUG
Austrofundulus limnaeus is the source of this 1346-nucleotide messenger RNA. RefSeq names its product nucleolar transcription factor 1-A. The record is from RefSeq and is a predicted model, not a curated record. NCBI's taxonomy places the organism in Eukaryota, Metazoa, Chordata, Actinopteri, Cyprinodontiformes, Rivulidae.